Xyrauchen texanus (razorback sucker) is the source of this 2457-nucleotide messenger RNA. RefSeq names its product E3 ubiquitin/ISG15 ligase TRIM25-like. The transcript is spliced from 5 exons. Gene Ontology annotation, biological process: intracellular transport. Bases 79 to 1833 code for a protein of 584 amino acids. The record is from RefSeq and is a predicted model, not a curated record. NCBI's taxonomy places the organism in Eukaryota, Metazoa, Chordata, Actinopteri, Cypriniformes, Catostomidae. Gene Ontology annotation, molecular function: zinc ion binding.
GGCACACCCGUUUCCCCGGGACAAUAAUAAUAAAGUGAUGAAACGAAACUGCAGUUAAGUUUCAUUGCAUGCAGCAAAAUGACCGAUCAGGAAUCUCUCAGCUGCUCCAUUUGUCUGGAUAUUUUCAAAAAUCCCGUGGUAAUUCCCUGUGGAGACACUUACUGUAAGGACUGUAUUACAGGUUUGUGGGAGCAGUGUGAUCAUCUAGGACUUUUCAGAUGUCCUCAGUGCAUGCAGACCUUCUCCCAGAGACCUCGUCUUAUCAAAUGUGUUGUAGUGAAGGAACUCUGUGAGAAACUGAGGAAGAUGAGACCCCAGACACUCAGUGACGUGAGCUGUGACUCCUGCACCACCAGAAGAGUGAAAGCCAUCAAGUCCUGCCUCACCUGUCUCCUCUCAUUCUGUGACAGUCACGUUGAACAACACAAGGACCUCCACGCGGGAAGAAAACACCAGCUCGUCGAUGCCACUGAUCUACAGAGCAAAACUUGCUCUCAGCAUGGGAAACUCCUGGAGUUUUAUUGCCGUACUGAUCAACAGUGUAUUUGUGUCCUCUGUGGAAUGAAUGACCACAAGAAUCAUGACACCGUCUCAGCAGCUGAUGAACGAGAAGAGAAACAGAGUACAUUGAUGAAGACACAUGAGACGUUUCUGCAGAAAAUCCGGGACCGAGAGGAGGAUUUCAAAGAGCUCACAAAGGCUGAGGAGACUGUUAAACAUUCAGCACAGACAACAGUAGCAGAGAGUGAAAGAAUAUUUAGUGAGGUGGAGAUCUCCAUACAGGAAACGAGCGCUCGAAUAAAGGAAGUGAUAUCAGAUAAAGAGAGAGCUGAACUGAGUCGUGUUCAAGAGCUUCAGGAGAAGGUUCAACAGGAGAUCGCUGGCAUGAAGAUGAAGGUCUCUGAGCUUGAUCAGCUGAUGCCCACUGAAGAUCACAUUCAAUUCCUCCAGAAUUCGUCAUCUCACUAUGAAGAACCCACAUCUGAAAAAAUGCAAGAAGUCUCCAGCGUGUCUUUGAAUGCAAAUGUCCUGUUUCACGGUGUGAUGAUGUUGGUUUCUCGAGUGCGAGAGCGUUGGAUGGAUGUCAACAAAGAGACAGAAGCUGAAAUAUCUGGAAAAGCUGUUGAUGCACCAGAAACUGUGAAACCAUCUGCCGCGCCAACGUUCUCCUUUAACCCUCACUCGAUGAUGGUCAAUGAUGAACCAGACAAGUGUAAAGAGACCUGCUCUCCAUCUGCAGAACAGUCCAGUUCAUUUCAGUGUGGCAAGCAGGAUGUUUUCUGUUUUGGGAAAUCAAUUGCAGAAUUUAGCUUUAGUUUUCCUUGUGUUGCCCCUUCCAAAUCCUUGUCUAACCUGAGUCACACUUCAAAGAUAAUGAACAAGAAAGAGCAAAAUGUUCCGUACUUUGAGCCAUUACUUGAUCAUGUUGAGAUUCCAACCGGAGAAGAGAACGAGCAAGUGGUUUUUAGUCACAGAGCCAAACUCUUUCGCUUUGAUAACGAAACACACCAAUGGAAGGAAAGAGGUGUGGGAGAACUGAAAAUACUUCAGAAUUAUGAAAGCAAACGUGUAAGACUUGUGAUGAGACGUGACCAGGUUCUUAAGUUAUGUGCAAAUCAUUGGAUUACAUCAAACAUGACACUCAAGCCGAUGAAAGGCACAGAGAAAGCGUGGAGCUGGAGUGCCUUGGAUUGGACUGAUGUAGCCGUCAAAAGUGAAACGUUAGCAGUGCGAUUCAAACUGUGGGAGACUGCAAAUGCUUUCAAAGAUAUCUUUGAAAAAGCAAAAGAUGCCAAGGCAAAGAAAAAGCUUCUCAACCCCUUAAAAAUAUAAAAGAAUUGAAGCCAGUGUGCCAUAGAUAGCACAUGUAGUGCUGAUGUCAUCUUUGAUUAAAAGAGAUGUUUUUAGAUAUAUUUACUUUUUAGUUGUUUAGACAUCACAUGUGUAUCCUUUAGCACCUGCACAGGUGUAUGAGAGAGAGAGUGGGGUGGUUGUGGUAUGUAUCUGUAGUGUUUAUCACAGGUGAGGGUUCAAAUGUUAUUCAUUUUGUCUUUUUUAAGUGGAUAAAAUACUUGUGCACCUUUGCCAAAUAUAAUGUCUGUCCUGUUCUACAUUCUGACUGACCGGGCAGUGACUGUUUACUCUUUUAUUUUAUUAUUGCAAAACUUUCAAAUAAUCAACAAACAUUAUGACAAAUAUCUCCACUAAGCUGAGCAGGAGGAGAGGCUUUAACAUUUAGUGGCAUGCCAUAUUAUGUUUUUGUGACUCUGGCACAUCUGGUGGCACAUGCCAGUCACAGUUUAGUCAGCAGUAGUGAUCGUGCACUGACACACUGUCUAAAGCAUGUUGCAUCCAGACUUUAGCUUUUAGCAUGCUACAUGUUAGAUCUGUCUUGUGUUCUGCUGUAAUACACAUUAUGCAUGUAAUGUAUUUAGUCUUCUUUUAAUAAAGUCAUUA